AUGCAAAUAGGGAAUGCAUUAUUGGAUGACGAAACAGAUCAAAAGGGCAUGAUUGAUUACGCAUGGGACCAUGCUGUGAUAUCAGAUCGUGUGUAUGCGGAUGUAAAAAGCAAAUGCGACUUCAGUGAUCCAAAUACGUCCAAUGACUGUGGUGUUGCCCUCAAUGAGUUCUUUGUUGCUUACAAUGACAUAGACAUGUACAGCUUGUAUACUCCACUUUGUGUUGAUAGUACCUCUAGCACCACUAGAAAAACUCCCAUGAUCCAAGGCAUUGAUCCUCAAUUAUUUUCCAAAAUUAUGACUUUGAUGCGUGGACUUCCAGAGAUAUUUUGGUGUAUAGGGAAAAAAUUGUACUUUUGUAUAGAAGUAAUAUAAUACUUUUGUAAAUGUCGUUUCACAUGGUAUAGUAAAUAUAAUUUUUGUAUAUGGAGGGCUUUACUUUUUGUAUGAUUCUAUAUUUU
Molecule: messenger RNA, 461 nt
Organism: Camellia sinensis
Lineage: Eukaryota; Viridiplantae; Streptophyta; Magnoliopsida; Ericales; Theaceae
Source: RefSeq, a predicted model, not a curated record